AUGGAGGCGAAAGGAGGAAGCUUUGAGAGAGAGUUCGAGACCCUCAUGGCGACGGAGCUCACGCUGGGGCCGCCGGGGAUGGCGGAGAAAGCGGCGGCGUGGUAAUCACCUCCUCCUUUCACACAUUUCCGUCAAUCAUGCAUCCUAGAAGCAUAUUUCUUACGUGAGAAUCGAUCGCGCGAGCAGUUGCAGUGAAGACGAAAUGGGUUGGUCGCCGGUGACAUCCUACCGGAAGCGCAGUCUCCGGCGGGAGGGGGCGGCGCCGGCGGCGGCGGCGGCUGGGUACGUGAAGGUCGCCAUGGAAGGAGCUCCCUACCUGAGGAAGGUUGACUUGGGGGUUUACAGAGGGUACGGCGAGCUCAGGGAAGCUCUGGAGAGCAUGUUCGAGUGCUUCUCCGGCGGUGGCGCCGCCGGGUGGAACCAGGACGGCGGCUACGCGAUCACCUACGAGAAGGGGGACGGCAGCGGCGCUGUGGUGGCGGGGGACGUCCCGUGGGAGUAGGAAACUCCUCCCCUUUCUUUUCUUUUGUUUGCCUUUACGGAGGGAUUUGGAGUCUUCGUUAUUGGUCAUUGACGGAGGGUUCUUCCUCUUCGUCUGUGCGUGGUGCAGGAUGUUUGCUUCCUCCUGCAAGAGGUUGAGGAUAACGAAGGCCCAUCGGGUCCUCCAGGGAGAGAAAGAGCGAGAGACGAGAGCGAUGAUCCGGUGGUGA
Messenger RNA from Spirodela intermedia, 710 nucleotides. The record is from the annotation of a GenBank genome assembly. NCBI's taxonomy places the organism in Eukaryota, Viridiplantae, Streptophyta, Magnoliopsida, Alismatales, Araceae.